Molecule: messenger RNA, 23557 nt
Organism: Caenorhabditis auriculariae
Lineage: Eukaryota; Metazoa; Nematoda; Chromadorea; Rhabditida; Rhabditidae
Source: the annotation of a GenBank genome assembly
AUGCUGUGGUGUGGAUUUUUAGGUAGGAUUUUUGAGACUUUUGCAUGUCAUUCCAAAUUUUUUUCAGGGCUUGAAUUAUUCCCGAGGCUUCCCACCUCUUUCCGAGCCGAUCUUGAGGUACGCCUUUUCGAACUUUUUUUUUUGAUUUUCAGGCAGAGAAGGGAGGAAAAUGGUCAUUUCCUUUUAUGUUACGUAAUUUUUCAUUUCGAAGAUUCACUAGAAAAUAUUUUAAGAAAAAAACAGAAAUUGUAUUAUUGACCUUGGAUAAAAAGUUGGAUAAAAAAACUCUUAAAUUCCUUUUCUUUGUUUUCAACAGAUCUUAUAGCGAAAUCAGAAACUUUAAUGUUUUUUUAAUCGAUUAUUUUCUACUAGUUGAUUGAAGGAUUUGCCGAAUCGGCAACUUCCCAUGAACCUGUAGACCUUCCCGCACUCACAUUGGCUGUAAAAUUUUUUGUUUUUAUUAAUAUUUUUUCAGUCGAUUCAUCGAUCUUUCAUCAUGAUUUCUAACUUCGAAAAGUUUUGCUACCUAUAUUUGAACCCGAAAAAGCCUAUGAUACCAUUAAGGCCCCUUUAGUAAUGGCGCAAAGUCGGUUAUUUUUCUUAAUGGCUCCUCAAUUUUUUUCCUUUUUUUUUCCUUAGUUCAUUUGCUUAAUAAUCAGUUUAAUAUUUUUCAUAAAAUCUAUAAGAUUCAGUAGAUUGAGUUUACUACUCCCAACGAUCUGCAAACUGAAAAUCAUCCGCAGUUUUUUUGAGAGCUCGAAAAAAUGCUUCAGGGUGUACUAAACGUUUGCUUCGAGAUCUUUAAUGAAAGUAUUUAAAAUGAAAGAAACUUUUCAAAGGAGCAUAGGAAACGUUUAUGAAAGUCUCGAAGCGAAUGCUUUUCUUCAAACGUCAUUUAGAGUUACGAGCUUUUCCUCAGAAACUGCGGCGACUGAAAUAUGCCAUAUUCUUCAAUUUCCUUGAUAUUAGCUUCCAAAAGAUCAUACAAAAAUGGUUUGCAAUUCACUAACUAUUUCCGUAACCUGUCAGUUCCCAGUGACUCUAGAGAUUUUCGAGGUCCUUUCCCUCUUUCGAAAAGUGAAGAAGGCUGAAAAAGGAGUGAUUUUGGUGGGGAGAACACUUUUGGACCGCAGAUGUGACACACACUCACAUACAGCCAGCCAGGCGCUUGUGUUAGGAGAUAUUGGGUGACUCUAUGUGUCAACGACUUUAAUUAAACGCCGAUGGCCCUCUUUGCUUCCCAUCUCUCCAUAAAUGCAACGAAUUUUUUCUCAUUUUGGACAUACUUGAACAAAUCUUGUUGGUACGGUAGUUGAGAGAACUUUGAUUGGACCCCUUUUUGUUGGUUUUUGAGGAAGCUACAAGCUAGAAAGUGCACGCUAGAAUUCUACAGAAAGAACAAUCCAAAAUUUCCGGUCGAUUUUUGUGUUAGGAAGGAUAUCAUUUGGGGCGCUGCUGAUGUGCCUUCAACUUUGAGCCCAACUUAUAAGUCUAACGGGCGCAUCUGGAAGGACUUGAUGCUCAGGCUGCGAAGCGGUCGACAUACGCUCUGCUCAUCACGAUUAAUGUACGAAAGCAUCAGAAAGUAUCAUAAAACCUGCGAAAUUUCGCUGAGCAUUUCAACCGCGAGCCAUUCCACAUGCGACGACGUAGUUGUAGAAGGAUCUUUCUUCAAAAAAAAUUUCAACUUGUAUUUUUUGAACUUGGCGAGAAACGAGGAUUUUUCUGGCCCUCGUCAAAAUGUUGUCAGUAACUCUCAGACUUUAUCUCUAAUUAGUUCAAAAAAAUAAAAUAAAAGGAAAAUUUACUAGAUUUCGAAACCAAAGAAAAAAGGAAGAAAUAUGGGUGGAAAUCCAUAUCAUUUUCACACAUUUCUCGUCUCUUCACGGCUCAUUCCAUAAUGACGCUUCCGAAGCUCUGGCGCCAGCUGUUUUUGCCUCGUUUGUUUUGUUUUUGUCCGUUUUUUGGUUGUUCCUUUUCUUUUUUGAUCAAAACCUUUACAGAGACAAAAUAAGCAAGUCUUCGAGUUGGAGCCUUUUUUUUAGACUUUUGAUCAUUUUUUGAAAAGGUAGUUUAUUUUUAGUGAAUACCGGGUGCCAAUGCUUUUUUUUUCAAUUAAAAAAAUGUUGGCUUCUGAAUUUGUUGAACUGUUGCGAAGACUUUUGCAAAAUCUCAUAUGGCUUCUGUUAGGUCAUGUUAGUCUUACCAGUUAUACUGUUCUUUUUGCGGAUUUUUGGGAGCAUAUCUUUAGUAUAAGAAUAGAUGUGACGCCAACUGUGGUUAAAACUUCCAAUUUUUUUCUGCAAAACUUUGUGUGACUCGUAAGUCGUGGAAGCAUUUCUUGCUGUUUUUCAAAUUAAAGAAAAAAAUAAUUCAUAUUAUUCUUGUCUUGCUUGCGUCUUUCUGUCGCCCCUCCAUGCGAUUGCGGCAGAUUCCGACCCCGAAAUGAAUGACGACUGCGAAUAACAUGUGUAAUCGUGCAUGGAAAAGGGGCGGCCGAGUGCAAGCCGAAACGUUGUCGUCCCGACAAUGUUUCCACUGAACCUUUUGUGACAACUAGUCCUUUUUACAGAAAUUAGAGCGGUUUGUCAAGAAUUUGCCGCGUUCAAAAGUUGUAGAGAAACGAAAAAUUGCGAGCUUACGGUUCACUAGAGAGCUCUUACCACCUCACUAAAACUUUACAAUUCCUAGUAUUUUUUUUGGUCUUAUGAUUCUUUGCCGUUGGUAUACUAUAAAAGGAAAAUAUUCUCGAUAACUAUUUUUCAAAGAGAUCUACAAAGAAAGGGACGUUUUUCGCUUCUUUUUUUUUUGAUUGGAUUUUUUUGGAGUUAUGGUCACGUUAUUUUUUUAUAUGAAUUGUAGUUGGAACUUUUUUUCUCUUGAACACCGUCUUUGAAAAAUUGGACCCUUUUCUCACCAGCAAAGUUAGUUUUUCUACAAGCUUCUGUAGAGUCGAAAAAAUUUCGUGUUUUCAAAAUUUUCCCACAGCUUUGCGAGUGGAGGUGGAGCUUAAAUCUGGCAAAGCUGGCAGGUUUAUCCGCAAGCUUUGCCAGAUUUUUCUCUUUUUUUUCUUGUUGGACGUGAUUUUUUUCCUUCUCUGAUUUCUAGACUUUGCUAUUGAACUAAUUUUUUUGAAAUGAAAAAAAUCAAUAAAAACCGUCAAAAGCUUGUUGAGUUGGUCGUUUCGAGACUUUGAGCCUAGAAAUCUUGCAGGUUGAGGUUAUUUAGAACCUUUAUUUGUACAUCAAAGAGUAUUUUUCUAGGAAUUCCCAGAGUGCAUAGUACAACUACCCAAGCCUUUUUUAUUGAUUUUCUACUGACUCGACAGUAAAGGACUUAACCGCACUGCUCACUUUCUCGACGUUUUGAGUCCUUUUCAAUUUGACACUCCCAGAAAAUUGAGUAAACAGGUGGGAAACAGUUAGGCUCUCCUCACUACAGUUGCAGUCAGCCGCCGUCUCGUGAGGAACGUCGCCCGUUGGGAGGAAAGGGCGCGAGGCAAAAAGGGUUUUUGUUACUCAACCGGUUGGACGGAGAGGCGGACUGCCACCCAACACCUCCUCCUCCUAUUCCUCCUACUUCUACCGAUUUGCCUCUUCUUUUUUUUCCGAAACCGCCAACCUUUCCGCUUCCGAAUAUGUUUUCCCGUUCGCUUCUAAUUGUAAACUAGACUUUUCGGAAUCAUUAUAAUCUGAGGCCGUAUGCAAUAAAGUGGAAAAGGAUUUUCCGCCAUUUUUCGAAAAUUCGAAAAUGACUAAACUUAGUCUUUUUCAGACUGAACGUGCUUCCUACCUAUCCGGAUCUUCUUAUAAAUAUUUAUCAUAUCAGAUAAAGUCAAAAUCAAUGAUAUCCUAGCAAGUUUCAGGCUUUUCUAUUUAGAGGAAAAUGGCGGAAAAUCAUUUUUCUCAUUAUUAUUCGGCCUCUGUUCGAAAAUUCGGGAUCAGCUGCUUGAAGGUGCAGAAGUCUUUCAUCACCCGAUAAAACAAACGCCGAAUCUUUAGUUCGAGACCUUUUUAGUUUCGUCUCUGCUUCUUUAAACGAUUUUCGAAUAGACUCGCUUCAUUCGCAGCUACUUGGAACAGUCUGACACGUCUGCGCUCUCUUUUGUCUCUUUGCCGCGGUUUUGAAGCAGCGGAACUAGCAAAUGUAUAGGAAUUCCUCGUUUAAUGGAAGGAAGUCAAAAACGCUAAGGACUGUUUUAGUUUUGGAGAAAGCCGUCCACCUUAUGUUUGAAUCUUCAUGAUUGUUCUAGAAAUCGUUUUUUUCCACUAACUAAGCAAGCACAAAUUGAUUACACACCGAGUGUAUGCGACUUUUUAAUUUACGUCUCUUCUUAAGUUUUUGGUUCUCCGGUCUCGAAAUCUUUAUUGGCCUCGAGGGCGUGCUUCCUUCCAAAGAGCACACGGCUGUUUUGAAUUCCAAUUUUCCAUAUGCCAUGUUUUUAUAAAGUUUCCUUGACUUCCUAUGCAUUUUUCGAACCUCAAAAACUGAAAAAUGGCAGCUUCGAAGCUUCUGAAGGCUUUUAUCUGCUUUCCAGAAGGAAAUUAAAUUCGUACCACAUUGGAAUUUCCUAUGGCAAACCUAAUUAAUAUUUUAUUACAUGUUGCGGAUUGGCAUGUAAUUUCGGACAGGUUUUUGAAAUUUAUUUUUUUUUCAGCUGCUGAUCGGCUUUCAGUGAGAUUGGAUAUGCUGUAGUUUCUCAAAUAAAACGAACUGAAAUCGGAGAUAAAUAGUCUUUAAAGAAGUUCGCAAAAUAAUCAUCCGAACCAAAUUCUGCAUUUAUAAAUUAUUUAAAAAUUUUUUUAGUUUUUCUAAACCUUGUCUUUUUUCCCCAACACAACCUGCUUUCAAGUUCGCGAGUUCGCGAGAAGACUUUUCGAUUUUUGUACUGGAAGGCCAUCGAAUUUCUCCUUGAGAAAAUCUUGAAAUCCUUGGGCACAAUCCGCGCCCAGAGUGUUUACUAAUCGGCUCGAGGAAAAGAAAGACUUUUCAAAGGCUCACACUCACUCGUUCACACACAGGCGCUCACGCCAAAACUCUGAUCGGCCUUCUUAAAAGGCUCUUCAAAAUCGGCUAGGCUUACUCAUCGGUUCGGCUUCUUGAGAAGAAAGGCUCUUCGUCAACCAUCUUCGAGGCUUGGAGAGACUUUGGACUUUUAUUUUCCCCUUCUUGAAGCAUGAUUUAAAAGUUCUCUCACUAAACACGAUCAGAAUAAGCUUUUUCUAGUUAUAGGAAACCAAAACCAGGCCUUUUUCGAAUUUUUAUUUUUAGGAUCGUUCAUAAGUUUUCUGGAAAUUCUCCGAAAAUCGGACCUGUUCUGGAAAAGACCUUUUUGCGUUUGCAACUUUUACUUUUUUGGAAAACUUUAGGGCCAGAUUAAUCGUCAGUGAGUUGAAAUCCUCAGUCUGACUAGAUAUAAAUCUCUUCCCUGCCUGUCAUAGCUCAUCUCGUCGGUAGAGCUCCGAUCCAAAUCUCUCUGAAGAUCGGCUUCUAUUGAUUCUAGUUAGUGGCACCGGGUCGGAGAAGUCGAUAGAAGAGCUCCUCGGAUGUAUUUGUUCUGCCAAACACAGAAGAGAGGUCAUCGUUUGCCGGCGACGGCUACUUAUUGGUUCUUCCACUUGCCCUCCAUUUCUGUUUCCUAUUGGUCUACCAACCACCCGAUCAAAAUUAUGACUAAAUCGUCUUCCUCGGCGCCGACGACUUCUUGUCCUUGACAUUUUGAGUCUUCUGUUGGGACUUUUUCUUUUUUUGAGAUAGAGGUUUUCAGUUUUUCGGUUUAAUCUGGCUGGAUCGGCGUCUUCUUGCGAAAUUUCUGAAAUUAAGAAAGUUUCGAAAAUGCUAGGUAGUUUUAUAGCAGAUUUGCGUACACCGCACAAACUUCCUGAGUGAGUAAUAUUUUUGGAAAGUAAUGUAACUUUUGUGACAAUCUCGCGGUGAAUCAACACACGAAUUCCCCACGCCUGCGACUGACAGCAGUACGGAUUCCUCUCAUUUCCCACCCCUGAAGUGGCUCCUCCCAUCUCCCAACCAACAUGUGCAGUUCUCCCACUUGGCUGCACCUCGAUCCAAUUUUUUUUUCUUGGCGAGUCUCCCUGACUUGCUGUGAUUUAGAUGGUGGCCCACAUAUUGACGCUUUUUCUAGAUGUUACUUUUUCUCGCAUGUUUGACUGCUGAGCCGAGCCGAAAAAUUCCGUAUUUUCCUCUUUUCUUUUUCAGUUUUUUUUUGUAAUCUCAUCAUUCGUUUUCGAAAUUUUUUUUUAACUUUAAGACGUCAGCAGCAACCAAAAAUUGACCGUUUGUUUCAAUUUUUGAUUCACAGAACCCCCUGAGCGACCUGAAAAUUCGGACUUUCAGGCGUUCACGAAAUAGAUCUUUUCUUGCUAGACAGGACUGAUCUCAAAAAGUAGUCAUCUGAGGGAAUCUGGCUUCAACGUUUUCAAUUUUCUAAAGAAAAAUCAUAACGUUUUCAAUCAAAAAAGUGAUCAUUCGAGAAGAAUGCGAAGUGCAGUUGACCUCGCCAAAGAUAGUCAUUCAAGGCAAAAAAAAUGUUUCCUGAAAUUCUAAUUGGGAAGAUAUUGAGAAUUUUUUUGAAGAGGACUUCUUAAAAAAAACUUUGAACUGCUCAGAUGAUUAGUUUUUUUGAUAUUAGCCCAAAAAAAAGUUAAUUUGGAAUUUUUGUAAAAAAAAAAGUCUGAUCGAUUUCCUCACAGAUUCAAAUUUGUUCGUUUUUGCCGGGGAGCGUAUCGAGUUUCAUCAGCUCACGGGCCAAAAAAUGGCCAUUCAAUUUUGAGUUUUUGCAACUUGUGCAUAGUUCUAACCGAACUUUUCGGAACCAAACAGUUGGCCGUGAUCAUAACUCGGUUUGCUUUCGACCCACGUAAUUCCCCCCUCCUCCUCCUCUUUGAUUGAGGUAUAUUGUUGCGCGGCUCAACUCCACCGGGUCGCCGUCGUUGCGCCAACUGGUUUUACGCCUCUUUUGCAACGUUGCCGACGCCAGACGGCCCUCCCUCGUAUCUCGGUUUCAGAUUGCCUUUCCCAAGAGUUUUUUGUCUUUUGUUCUGGCAAAGGUUCUGUAAGAAAACCGAUUUUUGGUAAUUUUUUUCAAGUUCUGUGGCUCAGGCCUUUGUGUUUUAAAAAAGCUUACUCUUCAACGUUUAUAAAUUGAAUUUCUAUUUUUGAAAUUUGAUUCCGAAAUAGACUGAAGAGCUUCUUCAGUUUUGAUUGUAAUCGAGCAAUUGACCGUUCAAACGCUAUAAAUGAGUCCUACCGGCUGAGCUGUACUUAAAAGCUCUCUGAAGAGAACCGCCUCUCUAAUUUCUGGCUGAUUUAAAAGUUUUACAGUGAAAUCUACUCGUUUUUUUCCGAAAAUUUGAUGAACGCGUGUUUUUUUCCUUAUUGGACCCGUAACACAAAUUUCUUGUUGACUGUUUCUACUCAAGUUUUUUUUCAUUUUGCUUAUUUAUAAAAUUUUAAUAUUUCAAAGUUUUAUAAGCAAAACUUGGCAGAAUAAGUAUUAAGGUUCAGGUGCAUUUCUAUCAGUUAUACGAAAAUUUUUUUUCUUUAUCAUUUUGGAUCCUGAACCAUAUUUACGCAACUUCAAAGCAUCAUUUUGACAAAAACUCCGCUUUGAUAAUUGAAGUAGCCAAUAUAAUAGAGAAUGAUAAGUUUUGGACAAAACCUACAAGUUUGAAAGUUGAAACAGAAAUAGAUUUUUAUUUGAUAAUUCAAAGGAACUCGAUUCUGAGAAUAAUAUAAAAACUGGAGAGGAUAUUCAUCUUCUUUUUUGUAAAUAAUAAGAACCCUGUCACCAUGGGUGUACUCAAUUUGAUGCGAGCACUGGAAUUAAAAAGUCAUGGUGAUUUUGAAAAGUUGAAAAUAGUUUUUAGGAGAAAGGUUCUGAAGGUUUCUUCGCGAAUAAGAAAUUUGGAUUCUGUUAAAAAGUUUAGUUUAGAGAAUCGUGUAUCUUUUUCUAACUGAAAUCAUUUUGAUGCCUCCUUGGAGGAAAAUAAAAUCCCUCGAUUUCGAAGGUUGAACCGAAUUUCAUUGACUAUCAAAAAAAGAAGAAAUUGAAAGAAUAUUGCAAUUGACACGCCCUGGAAGUGAGUGAUUGGAGUCCGGUUGUUUGGUAUUGAUGAUGAGAGAGCCCCGGAGGCCCCUAAAAGAUGCGACUUCCGGUGUGUCGUCGCUGUGCUUUUCUUCUUCUUCUCGCCUCGAAUUAGGCUAAGCUCAUAGGCUUUCUCGGCACUAUAUUCAUGUCAUCAAUUUUUUUUUUCGUAGUUUACUAAACAUCUUGUGAUAAUAUUUAUUAAAUUUUUUGUAAUUUUAUUUGAACUUUACUGAUAUAUUUCAUCAACCGUUCUUGUUCCUGAUUUUAAAGGGAAUGAGCUUUGAAAAAAAUUAUUUCAAUGAAAUAAAUGUUUUGAUUUUUGAUUGAUUGAAAUGAUCCAAUUCUAAAAAAGUUCAGGUUUGAAUGUUUUCGAGGCUCAUAAGGAUUUGAACGUCUUACUUUCGAUAAUUUGUUGCGAAUUAUAAUUUCAUAAAGUCUAUUAAAAGCCGAAUGGUAUAUCGCAAGUCUCGCGCAUCAUUUUUCUAUUAUUUUGCAAGGUGAAACCGUGGUACCAUCGUUAAGCUUCAGACUUUUCGAUAGACUUCUGGCACUAUCGCGAUUCCCCUGCCCGAUUCGUGUGUGACCAAAUUCACCUCUUGUAGCUCAGAUCUGUAGCUUCAAUCUUCUUCUUUUUCUGAUUUUUCGUUUCAAAGUAUUAUUUGACAAAAAUCAAAGACGUGUUUUAUUCUGUUUUGAGUCUCCACCCAUCUAUUAUGAUGCUCUUUUCCUGCGUUUGUACCUCACACUUAAUUGUAGUUAUAAAUCUACGUUUUCCUAUUAUUUUCUAUUUUUCUCUCUAUACCUACCAACACAUGCUGGUUUCACUUUUUCGCACUUUUCGCUAAUCUGCUCGUUAAAUUCGACAGUUUUGAACAAAACACGAACCACCAAAAAGGAGAUUUUUGGGUUUUGUUCGGUAGGCGAAACUGGCAAACAAGGCCGUUUUACCGCUACCUUCCCUCUUUUGUUGCAUUUUGCCAAAGUAUCUUUUUUGUUCACGUUUUAUUUAUUUUAUUUUUUCUCUGAGAACUUGUAGAAGAGCCGAAGUUUCAUUCAGAGAAGCGAUUCUUACGGGAAAUUUUCAGGUUUUUAAUCGAUUGCUGUUGAGAAUAUAGUGAAUUUAUGAGAAUAUUGAUUGUUUAACAAGAAAAAUCCUACCUUUUCUUGUGAAAAAAAAUCUGGAUACCUGUUUUCGGCGUAAUUGAAGUCGUAUUUCUGUUCUUUCUUUGCUUUCAUUUCACAUUUCUUUGACUCAAAAGGCCAAAUUUCUAUCACUAGUCUGUUUCAUUGUGAUCUUGUCUCAAAAUGUUGAACUUUUUUGUCUUAUUUUUUUUCAGUGAUUUAUGAAUUUUUUGUAGACAUUCAGUUGUUUUUAAUAUUUUCGGAACUUCAUUUGACUUGUUUUGACUUUUUUUCAAACUGUGCAAAACGGAUUUCGAUUUUUUUUUUUGAUGGUUUGUAAGCAGUAAGCUGUGAUUUGCUUCAAACGUUCAAGAAUAUUGUCAGCGUUCCUUUUUUGAAGCCAAAACUUUAUUUUUGCGAUUUCAGUGAUAAUUUCUGGAGUUCGGAUCUUAUUGAUUUUUCACGGGUUUCAUUUUGAUUAUUGAUUUUUUUUUUUUGUGCAGAAGCUCGGCGUGGAGAUGAUGACAGUCAAGUACAAUGGGACGUUGAGUCAGCCGUCUUCAGCCUGGGAUUCGAUGGUGCGUAUUUUUAUUUCUCUUUUGAAGGAAUCUAGAGUAAAGUUUAGAGAUAGAACUACAGCAAGAAGAUUAGAAAAAAAUUCUUCCAGCUAAAAUAUGAUUCUCAUGGAAACAUCAGUAUGUUUUUGUAUUCUUUGAUUGGGCAGAAACCGCUUAGCGCUCCCUACAGGGGUUAGAUGACAAUAUGAGCACCUCUCAAAGGGAUAAAGUUUAGUUUAAAAAAAGAGUUUUUUAAAAAAAGAGAAAAUUGAUCGAUUCAUCCUCUGUUGAUUAUAAUUAAAAAGAGAAAACGUUCAAAAAAAACGCCAAUUUAUUGAAUUUUUCUCAUGGAAAUGCAUCUUCUCAUAGAUUUCUCAAUAUUUGACUAGCAUGUCCCCUUAAGGGCUUCUAACUGAAAAUUCUUAAAGGAUCACUUUCGUAAGCUUUAGUGACUUUAUAGGGGAGGUGAAGCGGUUCCUAAAGGGGAGCCUUCAAGGACCUCUGAGGACCACUCCGGAGUUCUUAAUUUAGGCUUAUCCAAGUUUCAAGUUUUAUUUUUAUCGAAGCCGUUAGAUCUCUAAAGGUUAGAUUCUCUGAUCAAGUUUUUUUUUUCUAAAGUUUCAAGUUUUGUUAGUCCAACCGACCUCCGCUGACCAGACUCUCCGAGCCCCACUCGAAAGGGAUAAGGAAACAGUUCUGAAGUCGUGGCUAGCUGGCGGAAUCAGUGUUUAGGUCGUGUUUGAGUGGUGUAUUUGUGUGUGGGGGUGCGCAUAGAUGGGGGUGAGUGAGUGAGGAACCGGGGAAAACGAGAGACAAAAGUGGUGGAAGUCGACUUGACAUAUCAAGCAAGCAUUAGGCCUGUGGCGGCAGGGCAAGACCGUUUCUCGUUUCUUUUUUUCCUUUCUGUCUUCCUCGUCGUUUCUGUCGCGCCUUCGGAUCGGGUCCCCAGAUUUCCUGCCUUUUUGCCAGAUCUGUCUGUUUUGGCCUCUCCUCCUCCAGCCGUUUCGUUAGUCGUUUCGGGCUUCCGCGGAUCUCUCACGCCAUCGCCGUCGAUCCUUCCGCCUUUUUUUUCGGAGAGGACUGGAAUUGCUUAUUAGUUCACUGUUUCGUCGAGAUUUCGACGUCAUUCUCAAGGAUUUUGCAGAAGUUUACUUAACGACGUAUUGAUGAAAUCAGCUUUUUGAGCUUUUCCUCUUAUUUUCAGUGACUCGAACCUUUAUGAGAUCCGUCUGACCAGUCAAAUCCAGAGUUCUAGAUUUCCCUUAAGCUUUUUAUGAGUCGACCUUUUCAAGACUGUUGGCCAAUAGUUAUUUGGCCUUUUUCCUUAAUCAAAGUUCCUUUUCAUAUCAAUUUCAGAGUUGUUCAACUAACUGUCUAUGGUUUUUUUUUUUCAAGCUCAUUAAUUCUUACUAUUUUUCCAGUUCUAAUGGAAAUUAAAGAGUUAGAAAAGUUGAAAAUAAGAGAAUCUCUAUAAAUUAUACAUUUACAGAGUUUUUUUCAAAAUUUUGUUUAACUUUUGAUUUUUAGCUUGUUCUUUUCAGUAUCUAUCGACUUUUUUAGCAAAUCGAGUUAUUUUUUUUAUGUUUAUGUCAAAUAAGCUGGCACGUAUAUUUUUUUUUUUGUGUGUCCACCGAACACUCAAUUUGUGUUUUGAGGUGUUUUUCGUUGGCAAAAUUUGAUUGGCUUUACAAAAUUAGUCUUUUUGGGAUCUCGAAAAUCUGAAAAAAAAAGACUCGAUGUGUUCGAAUGAAACAGCCCUGACCAUUUGAGAAAGGUUGAAAGAUAUAGUGCCCAUGCCCUUAUUUGUCAAUCUCCAAUAGGGGAAGAAACGCCCCUCCGCUUCGAAUGAUUCGAUCAGAAUCGACCUUCAAAUUGCAAAAAUGUCUCGUCUUUCCGUUUCAGUUGCUGCUAGGAAUUGGCUUCCAAACGCCUUUUUGACCUUUUUUUUGUAUCUCAUUCGUCGCGCGACCUAAUUUCGUCUAAUUUAUCUUGGAAAAGCUCAAGUCCUGAUCCUAAGACUUUGAUAAUGUCAUCUGGAAAUAUUACAGUACGCGUAGAUUUUUAGCUGUUCAUCCCAUACAUAGUUCAAGCAAUUUUGUGAUAGGUUUUCAGAAACUUUUUCUUUUUUAGGAGAAUCAGAAUCGUUGGCUUAAGGCGAAUAGUUAGAUAUGUAGUUUGGCUGAUUCUAAUAAUUCAUUGAUUUGGAUUGCGAUCAAACAGGUUCUUGUGUAAAGACAUGGGAAGACUAUUUAUGGCUUUCUAAUCCUAAUUGGAUGUUUUCCCUAGGAGAAGAAUUCUUAUAAAAUGGGUCUCUCGAAGCGUGUAGCAGUUAUAAUAAAAGUAUUGAUGAGAAGCAAGACAGACAAAAAGUUUAAUUUGAAAAUUUAUUCUACACUAUACGAACUUUCUUGUUUCAUCGAAAAAAAAACGCAGUUCAGUUCAUUUUUUCGAUUCUUUGAGAAAACAGAAGGCUUUAAUGAUUUCGCCCAGUCUAUUCGUCUUUUUCUCUUUAUGACAUUUAUAAUGGAUGCUCAACACAAUAUUACAGCUUCCGAGAGCCGCUUUUCCUGCAGUAGAUUUUUCUCGUUUCUCACCUCUCCCCGCCAAAAAAUCUUUUUCUCCCUUCAGUUUACCCAAGCUUCUUCUACUUCUUCUCGCCUUCUUUUUCCUUUACCUGUUUGCGUCAUCCGUACUGUCGCUGUUUACUUUCAUCAGCUUCUUGAUAGUUUUUAAUUAAGUUCUUUGAAGAUUUAAUUGAGAAUAGAUGUUCUAAUGGUGGAAAGCAGCUGAACUCGGAAAAGGUAGAGAAAUUUUUCGUAGUUUAUGGUACGCCAAGUUUCUGUUAGUUAUUUGCAGUGGAACUGAAAAAAAAGCCAAAUUUCAAACUUUUCGAUUUAAAAAAAAGUGCUCCACAGAUCGAUCCUUUUGAUUUCUUUCAUCAAUUUUUUGAUAAUCGUACCGAAAAGAGAUGACAAUUAACGCCCUGUAUCCUUUUUUUAUCCGUGACGCACAUUUUUAGCUGAGAAAAAGCAAAGAAGAGUGUUUAUAUCUGUUUGCUAGAAAUUGAAGGAAGUUUCAAACAGAAGUGAGCUUCUCCCAAAGUUUGUCUUGUCUUGUACCUCUCCUCAACACACGGUAUGCGUACAAGAAAAGCGAGAGCCCGUCCCUUUUCCCGUCUGAAUCUCUUCGAUCUCGUUCAGCUUCGUGUUACGAACUGAACACGCUGCUCCGAAAUUCGCCUCGAACUGUGUUUUUAGGAGCUUUUUCCUCUUUUUGCUUGUCUGUUGAGCACCUCUUUGAUGUGUUGGCGGAGAUUUACAACGGAGGAUGUACCCAUUGUCUAUUUUUUACGGUUCGCCCAAAGGACAUUGUAAAAUUUCGCGAGCAAUUUUUGGAUUUCUUUAGUACUUAUUUCUAGUUUUUAGGAUAUUCUUAAGCAAGCUCUAUAUAAUCUUGAACUUUGAUUCUUCUGGACUCGAUCUUUUAAAAACCUCAACAAAAACUUUCAAUCAAACAAAAGAAAGGAACGAGUUUUAUCAUUUUGGCUACGCCUCACUGAUCAAUUUUCUUGGAAAUAUUUUUCCUGAUCUUACCGUGGCGGCUGUAAUUUUCCAAUUUUUAUCUGCCCAAUCCAUCCAUUCCAUCCGGCCCGCCGUACUGAGGUGAAGGACGUCGUCGGCAUCCGCGCUGUAGACGAUAAAGAUCUAUCCCAGAAAAGUCUUUCAGCGAUCGCCUUUGCGACGCCUCGUUUCUUCUUUUUUUGAGUGUUUUUUGUCCUUUGGAUUUUUUCCAUCGUUUUAUCAGAAGUUUUCUUUUGAAAAAGCUUCAUCUCUUCGACGAGAUAGCAUUUUCGGAGUUUUAGGGUUGAGUAGGAAAACAUCUGAAUAAUGUUAUCACUAAAUCACACGGUUGGCUCAAAAGAAAUUCGGGAAAAAAAUGCUUUCAUUUUUCGAAAAUGAUUUCAAUUAUGAAAAGAUGUAUCAUCAUAGUUUCAUCAUUGAAUUUAUUUUUAUAACGAUUUUGAAUAUGAGGCUAAAAAUCGAAUCAGUAUUUCGGAAACGGAAUUUUUUCUCAAAGUGUCCAGUUACUAUUCAAGAAUUAGAGACGAUUUAUUUCAAAGUUUAGGGGCCAUUUCAUUUUUUUAAAGACCUCGAUGAAAAAUUUUUCUAACAUAAAUUCGAAAUAAAAAGUUGAAAAUUACAGCAUGAACUUUUAGUUUAUUCAGUAAUCGUCAGAUGACACAAGGACCUUGCAGGGUUCCGAGAUUAUUUAUCAACUUCAUCAUCGGAAAAAUUCCGCCAUUUUCGAGCUGAUUUUAAUCAUACCAAGUUUCACCUCCUCUCUUUAAUUCGAUAGUUUUUUCUUCAAAAAGACAACAAGAAGUCACUUGACCGGCUACAGUUGGAAACAUCGUGCUCGAGCCACGUUUUUUCCUCAGCCUCUCAACAGCAACUCAUCUUCUCCUUCGUUGUUUCGUCAGCCAAAUGUUCUCAUCGUCAGUUUUUUUUUCUCGUGGGGCCGAUAGAUAGAUAUAUAUCGUCUCUUCUUUUCCACUCUCUGUUCCUCGUCGGAUCUCGAGAGUGCGCGGCGGCGGCCACAAAUUUACAACGCUUUGCACUACCAUCCAUCCGUCCGUUCAUCGGCGUCGUCGGUAGACUGCCUCCUUCUCAGAUAGGUCUAUCUGUAUCUAUCACUCUGUUCUUUUUGGUUUCUCUACCAUCAUGUUUCAUCAUAGGUUUUUUUUGUGAUUGAUCUGGACGAUUCUCGAAUUUGAUCGGUAUCAGUCCGGUCGGCGUGAACUUUUCUGAAAUGAAGGACUUUUGACUUUUGACAAGUUUUUUUGGAGGAAUUGUGGUUGGCUUACGUUAUUUAUAGUUCACUGAAGACGUAACUUUGAGGUCAAGGAGGUCAGUAAAAUUCAGGAAGUUUCCUAACUUUAAAUGAAUAUUAAUUAAAUGGAUUUUGAAAUUUUUACCUUUUGACUUUUUGAAAGUUUUCCUGACCAUUACAACUAUUUCAUACCAAGUUCUGGAUUAUGUUAGGUCUGAUAAUAAAAAGAUAAAAAAACUAGUUGAAAGUUGUCUUCACAAAGUUUAGACUUGAUGGUUUUUUUCUGAUUUUCUUUUCUCAAUCCGGAUUCCGUGGAAUUUUUAUAGGAUUUCUUGUGGCUUUUUUUUUGAAACUUGUUCAUUCUUGUUUUGAAAAAAAAGCGCCGAAUAGUAGUUUCUCGAGAUGUUCCGACAAAGGUCAAGCGGAGAAACGGCAGCAUCUUUCUCCCGCUUGCAACCUGGGAGCCACCUUUCGCGACGAGGAGUUGUGUCGCGAUUUGUUUGCGAAUCAGCUGAUCUGAGAGUCGCGCGUCGUCGUCGUCGCCGUCGCCGCCGGGAGUUGGCCUCCUCCGUCACUUGUUCUUCCUCCCCAUCAUCAACAAAACCUCUUUUUUCUUUCUUCUUGGAGUCAUGAGUUCGAGCUCAUCGAUUUUGUCAGGUCCUCUCAAAAAGCGGAGUGAUUGAAUGAACUUGUGAUUCGGCUCCUGGGAGAGAAAAAUAACCGGUUUUUUUCUAUCUGUUUACGUCGUCUGGCGGCCGUUUCAUUAGGUCCAGGUUCAACUUUCUCUAUCGAUUUUUUUAUAUUCCGAUUUAGGAGAUGUAGCUUAUCAGUUGAAAAUGGAACAGAAUAGGACGGCUACGCUUUAUUUUUCAGCCGUUUUUUUAAAUCGUAUUUACCGUUUUUACUUUGAUGGCAGAAGCGGAAAAUUUUUAAAAAUAUGUGACUUGAGAUUCUAAAAGAAAGACGAGGAGGAGAUUUUUAAUUUUGACUGAUUGAUAGGUGUUGGGUAUAUCACUUCGGCGUAAUUUCCUAGAAAAUUGAGAAGUAACGAAGAGGAAAGGAGAGUAAAGUAAGCUCUAGAAGGAAUAAACCUGAACAAAAUUUUUUCCUGAAAUUGUUACUCAACCAAAAAGUAAUUUUUCAGAAGUUUAUUGAAUUCAAAACCACCUGAAAAUAUCAUUCUAGCAAAAGUCCCCUUUUUAACAAUUUUGAACCUUACUUUUUUCAUAAUUCUCUUACCGGUGUCGUGCUGCUUCCAUCUCUCGAAGUUUUUUAUGUGUUCGUUGUGACGUCAUUGACCGUUUUCUAACACACCGAAUCGACCAGAUUUGAUUGGAUUUGAUGGUUUUUCAGUCGCUUUUCCAACAGUUCUUUCCUCUGUGCACCACACCGAUACUGCUUUUUUACGCUCAGAAAGUAACCUGAAACACCAACAAUAUUAUUUAAAACGUUGAUUUCAUUUUUAUCAAAUAUUAAUCCACGCCUUUUCAAGUAUACUAAUCUUUCAAAAUCCGUCGUUGAAAUUGAAAUCGUUGAUUUAUUUUUAUAAGGGUUUGAAGCUUGAAUAAAUAUAGUUCGUUCUGGAUAUUAAAACUAAAUUCAAAUGAAAAUAAAUUAUGUUUACGAUUUUCAAAACAUUUUCCCUAUUUUUGAAAAACUUUCAUGAAUUAACUUUCGAACAAUCUUUUCAAUCAGAACUCGCACAUUUUUUCAAGCUUCACCUGUACGCAUGAAACUUUACGGUUCGUAAUAUUGAGACUUUGAAUGAUUUUUCUAGAGGAGUUUUCAAAUUUCAAUUUUUGCUAAGCAUUGGCCAGUGAUCUUGAAAGAACGAACUGUGAGUUUUCAAGUGUAUUUUCCGUUGGUAGCAUGUAGAAUGGCUCGAUGCGCUGCUUAAGUUAGAAAUUCAAAGAUUCCUUGCAUUUCGAGACAUUCCCUUUGCGACCAACGGAUUCGAGAAAAAGAUCGUGUAGGAUCUAACGCGUUGAUUGUCUCUCAUAUCAUUAUUUUGCUCGGAAGCCAAGUGUCCAUCGGCGACGGUGUGAUUUUAGCCGCUCGCCGGAGCCUCGUCGUCGUCUUCGACGUCAUCAGGAGCCGUCGCAGCAGCAGGAGCGUCGUCGUCGUCGCAGAAGUGCCCGAGUCAAGCGUCGCCGGUGUUCGACGCCAGCGACUUCCACCACGAGAUGACGUCGGCGGAGCACGUCGCUGCAGCGCACGCCCUCUUGGCCAACGGUACUACCUCGAUCUCAUCUCUCUUUCUCUCUCUCUCUGCUCUCUGUGCGUUCAUCUUCGGCUUUUCAAAAUUCGAAAGCUUAUCUGCAAUUUCGAAAAUCGAUAGUUUUGAAAGAAGCAAAGAAAAAAAAAAAAUGGAAAAAGGCUUUUAUCGCAAGAAUUUGAAUCAAGUUUUGCUCCAAACCGCAGAUUUUAUGCUUUUUUUUAAAUAGACCCCUAUAAUCUUGAACGUUUCCGUGAUAAGCUGAGAAUGAACGCAAUUUGUCGUCGUUGUUUAAUCUUUUUUAACAGGCUGCUCGAUCUUAACAUUGAAUUUUUGUUUUUUUUUUUUCGAUUGCGCUUUAACAACUUUAAAAUAUCUUAAACUAUGAUUUCUUUAUUUAAAAAAAGUGCGCUCCAGCGAACGGCGCAAAAACGGAAAUUUUUAAUGUAUUUUUAUGGUGGUGAGAUUCUUCAAGUAAUCUUUUUAGGGUAUUUUAAUGAACGCGAACAAUUUUCGAAGUUUAUUUUUUUCUAAAUUGAAAGAGUAUCAGAAAAUUCAUAGCUCCAUUCCCAUUCAUUGAAGAUUAUUCCAAGUUCAAAUACCUAUAGCUAACUUUGAAACUUUUCAUCAAAAGUGGAUCAAAAACAGAAAUCUGUUUGAAAGUUUAACGCAAACGGUCAGUUGCUUGAAAAACUAUGGCGCAUGCGUUUAUUUACCAACACGCUUUAAUUUAAUUAUUCAAAAAAAAUAAUUUCCAUCUCCUAAAGUAUCAACUUACCUGAACUUCUUAGACUAGCCAAGAUGAGACAAAAAUUGAAAAAAACCGAAAGCGAAGAAAACAUGUCUAAUUGGGCAGAAACUUGUUUUUUAGGAGGUGCAGUUAGGUUGAUUUGAAUUGAAUCGGGAAGAUCGUUUCUUUUUCAUUUUCUUAGUUAAUGGUUAUUGGGAGAAGGAGAAAUUAGAAUUCGAACAAACUGAAUGAUCGCAUUUGAAAUGGCUUGAUCUGAAUAUGUGAAGCUUUUUUGCUGUCAUCACGAGAUGCAACCGCGACGCGUUGAAGUAAGAAAUCGUGUUUAGAUAUUCAAAUUCGAUAUUUUUUAUAUUUAGGUUAAUUCAGGAAGUUUUCAUAGUUUGGAUCAUGGUCACAUUUGGAAUGGUUCAAUGAUUUUUGUGGACAAAAAAACAACUCGCGCACUGCAUAUAAGAAAAAUAGUCGAAAUAAAUUUCGCGUUGAGCCCUUGUUAGUGCCGCCACGAACUUUUAGAUAAUGAAAAUGGAUGAAAAAUUCAAUUCAGAAGUACAAAGACAGCUGAAGGGAAAUAAGUAAAAUUUUAUCAAAUCGUCCUUGCAGUUUUGAAACAUUUCUCGUUUUGACACUUGAAAUCUAAAUGACGGAAAAGAAGAUAGUUUCUAGAUUUGGUGAAUUUUAGCGAGAAAACUUUUGAAGUUAUAUUUAACGCAUGUAGAGUAGGCUUUUAUCAGAAAAAAAAGGGGAAAACGAAAACGUUGUUUAAAUGAAAAAAUAGUUAGGUUUAAUAUUUUUUUAGACUUUACCGUAGCGCGUUGAGCCAUUCCAGAUGAGAAAGAACCUUUGGAGUAUUCGAGAACGGAUCAUGUUAAGAAAAUUUCGAGAAGAACUAAUUGGCUUGAACUUUUAAAAGCUCACUUUAAGAUUUUAAUUGAAACCGGUUUUGGUUUGGACAAGCCUCGUUUUAAGAUCAGACAGUAUCAAAAGUGAGAAGGGAAGAUAAAGAGACGAGUGGCUUUGUGUGUGCGAUGCGAUUCCCUUCGAUUCGAUUGGAUCCUGCGGCGGCGGCUCUCCGGAGUGGACGUUGUAAAGCAGACGAUGGCUGUUCCUCCUCCUCCUUCUCUUCUUCCUCCUCGUGCCACCUCGACUUUUUUCUCGGCCGCAACUUCUCGAGCUCUUCGCUGAUAUCAGACGACUUCUGAUGGGCGACGACGUCGAGGGCGCCGUCACGUCGGCUUCAUCGCCGAUCGGCCUCGUCCCACAGUCGAUUCCCACUCUCAGUGGCGUGCAAUCAGGUUGUUUAGGAGUGGUUUCUGGAGUUUCUAGAGCUUACAAGGAUGAGAGUGGGAACUGAAGCAGAUUCUUUUUCGAAAUUAAUUCUCUUUUUUUCCUGUUUAAUUUUUUUAUUGAAUAUUAAAUAUAUCUUAUUUAAGAAUGGUUUGAAAGCUUUUUGUUCUUUCGAGGACGUUGAUUUUUUGUGUAUAAUAAGUGUUCAAGCUAGGUUCUUAUGAGUGUUCUUUGAGUUUCUCGAUCGUUUAGUUGUAAUCUUGAGAAAGAUCGUAGAUUUAAGUUAUUGGCGAGUUUUUAUUUCCGAGGAUUUUUUGAAUCAAGAUAUUAACAUUUUUAAAUGAUUGGAGAGAAUAUUUAGAUUUUAAAAAUCUUCGCGACAUUUUAAUUUCCUAAAGAAGUUUUCUUCUACCGAAUAUUUUGAAUUUUUUUAAGGAGACAUCCUUCUUGGCUCAUUUAUAGAACAAAACAAGAAAAGUUGCCGCCGCACGCGCAGCGCGUAUGAUAUGCUGAGCGGUUUUUUUUUCCGCGCAUUUUAUUGCUUCUCGUCUUUUUGGUUGAAUUAUGUUGAUGGUUCAACAGAUGGGUUAGUAGUUAAUUAGAUUCGAAGGGUUUGAAAAAAUUUCCAAAAUAAAAAUUUUUGUUAUAUUGUCUAAUGGUCUCAAACAGCUUUUCUGAAGAGAAUUUUAUAUUUUUUUCAAUUUUUGAUCGACUCGCGAUAAACCUCUCCUUUUCAGUGAUUUUUUCUUUUUAAAACUAUUUUAGUCAGUUAAUUUAUUAUUUUUUCAGGGUCAAAUGGCGUCCCGCAUCACCCUCAGCAGCAGUACUCGGUGGAGUAUCUGUCGCAGUUGCUCAAGGACAAAAAACAGCUCGCCGCCUUUCCCAACGUCUUCCACCAUUUGGAGCGGCUAGCGGAUGAAGGUGAAUGCCUUGAUAAUGGUUUCUCGAUGAGAAAAUCAGGAUUCCUUGCGAAAUUACUUUUUCAUAGUCUUCAUUUUCUUUCAUUCUAGCAGGUUUUUCCGAGUUUUUAAAAGCUCACACAGUAUCGAAAUGAUUUUUUUUGACUUUAAAUAACCACGGAAAAUUUUUGUAUGUCUUUCGCUCUCAGUUGAAAGAUGCUAACGACUACAUCGUUCUAUUGAAAAAAACGAGAUAAAAGCUAUUUUUCCAACGUUUAUUCAAAAUGUGUAAAUUUUCUAUGAUAGUUUUUUUUCCGAAUAAUGUAUAUUCCUUACUGUACGAAAAGAAGUUAUACGUUUUUAUCGUCAUUAGUAAAAUUCGAAAAUUUUGAAUUUUUUUUUCAAAAUUAAUCAUCUUCUGUACGUUUUUCUUAGAUUUCUAUUUUUUUUUGUAUCGGCUUUUUUUUCGAUUCCUUAGAAAAACGCUGAAAUAAUAAAUCUUGUUCCUACGAUAAGAACUGUACAUUUUCGAUAAAAUUCACUAUGUCUCAACGAUUGAUUUCAGAAAUCAGUAAAGUGCGGGUGGCGUUGUUCCAGUUCGAGUUCACCAAGGACCAAGUCGCGCUGCCAGACGCCGAGGGCGAGGUCCAGGUUACAACGGAGAAAGUGUUCGUGCCAGCCAAAGAGCAUCCUGACGUCCGUUUUUUGUCUCUUCAGACUUUUUUUUUGUUGAAAAUCAUGCUAUUGCUCCAGUGGUACACUUGCUGUUGGCUGACGGCAGGUGUUACUUUUCUUUUUUCUCACGAAAAUCGGGUUUACGGAACUAGAAAUGAGAUAAAUGGAUUCUGUAGAGGGCAUUUCAAAAGCUAAGUUUUUUUUUCAAGCUAUUGGAUGAGUUUUUCAAAAGAAAGUUUCCUUACAGGUUUCUUGAGUAUUUUACAGAAAUUAUAGCCUCUUUAAAAAUCACAAAAUUUUUCUGUUUGAUCUUUGAAAAAUUUCCAUUUUUGCAGUACAAUUUUUGUCGGACGGAUAUUGGGCCCACGAGGAAUGACAGCCAAGCAACUUGAGCAGGAAACCGGCUGUAAAAUCAUGGUCAGAGGACGAGGAUCCAUGAGGGACAAGAAAAAGGUGAACUGUUUGAUUAUUUUCAAAAAUUAAUUAAUCGAAAAUUGGAAGAAAGUCGAUAGGAAAAUUUGAAUGAACCAGUUUUUGUUUUCAGGAAGAGAUGAACCGAGGAAAGCCCAACUGGGAGCAUUUGUCCGAGGAGCUCCACGUCUUGAUCCAGUGCGAAGACACGCCAAACAGAGCUCGCGUCAAACUCGCUCGCGCGGUCGAUGAAGUCCGAAAACUGCUGGUGCCAGCUCCAGAAGGCGAGGACGAGCUGAAGAGGAAACAGCUCAUGGAGCUAGCCAUCAUCAACGGCACUUACCGGUCCGGAGCUGAUCAGAGCGCCCUUGCCGCCGCACAAAUCGCCGCCGUCAAGCAACAGCCUCUCGCAGCCGCCAUCCGUAUAUCAACAAUUUUGUUUUUAGACACGAUUCUUCGUUUUCAGAGGCCGCGAUGAACGCACAAGCGCAAGCCCAAGCUCGAAGCGUUCUUCCGAUGUUGGCGCGCUCGCCGACCCUCGCCGUCGCAGGAGCUCCGAUCGUGAUGAGCCCCAGCAGCAGAGCGACGAACGCCGCCGCGACCACCCAGGCCGCCCUGUUCAUGCAGCAACAGUCGCAGCUGCAGAACGCGCAGUCGGGCAACGCGGUCGCCGUCGCCGCCGCCCAACAAGCCGCUCUCCUGCAGCAGCAGCAGCAACAACAACAGCAGGCCGCCGAGUACCAGCAGCUCUUGCUUAGGUCUGUUUCAAGAAAAGUCCGACAAGAUUGCUUCGAUUUUGAAGUCUGUAGCGAUAAUAGCAGGGAAAGUAACGACGAAAACAGUAGUGAUCUGAACAAAGUUUUAGAAACUUUUAUUUUCUAGUUUUAUGUUUCUGUGUGUUUAACAUGAACUUUUGGUCUAAUCAGUAUGUCUCCGAUAAUAGUUCCAUCGGAAGUCGAGCUUUCGAAAAUAUUGAAUUAAUCGAUUCACAAAGCAUGACAAAGUUGACGUCGCUCGUUUUUGCAUAUUAUAAAAAAAACAAUUAUAUUACCGAAAUCUAAUUUUUCUAUAAAACAUUUUGAUGGAAAAGUUUUGCAUGAAAAUUGGGAUCUUCUAUCAGAAAAUUUGUCCUAUUCAGAUAAAAUAGAUAAAAUUUGAAUUUUCAUCACAAGGAAAAGGAAGAUAUGCAACUUCAUUCAGACGGUAGAAGAGUAAUGUUUUCUUUGCAGCCAAGGCCUGUACGACCUGAACGCAGCGGCGGCCAUGCAGCAGUACGCAGUCGCGGCCGCGGCGCAGAACAACGUGGCCACGUCGCAGUACGGAGUCCUCGCCAGCCAGUACGCCGACUACGCCGGCGUUGAUCUCACCGCCCAGGCUGCCACUGGUGGGUACACAGUUCGCCGAUGGGCUUGAAAUUGAAUCCUUAUAGUCCUUCUCCUCAAUACUCAUGUUUUCCUUACCCCUUUUUCGUAAUUAUUCUAUAUUUUCAACUCUAUUUAUUUACUUAUCCAACGUGUAUGUAGAUAUUUAUUGUUUUUCUCAUUCAAAAAGUGAUAAUCAAAUGAAUUACAUAUCAUUCCUUGAACAGUUGAUUCCAUUCCCUAUUAGACCUUUGGGUGAUCUCAUUUUUUAAAUUAAUAACUAGAAAGUCUGAAAGGAACCCACAUGAAACGCUUUUUUGCAUGCGAUUAAUCGUAAACUCCGUUCGCCACCAUUUUGAGCCUUUUCUGUCUGGGCUCUCUUUUCCCUAGGCUGUAUAAAAUGUGAGAGUGAGCAGACGGUUUGAAUUUCUCAGAAAAGAAUCAAGUUGGAGGCGAAUGGACUUGUUGUCAAAAGUUCCGUUUGUUUUGAAACCAGCAUUUUUUUAAAGAUUAAUUAUGGAAUUAUAAUGCUUUCGGGAGGGAAAGUAUAUGUCAAAGAUAACUUUAUGUGUGGCAUGAUGUCCAUUUUUUUCGCUCAUCUUUUAAUUUUCAAAAUUGGUUAGUUCAGACUCGCACAAAGCGCUGAUCUCUAUUUUAGUUUUUUUUUUUGAGUGUAAAGAUCUGAAGAGAGAUCAACGGCCGCCUGAAGAGACGUCAGAGAAGUGAAGAAUUUCGCGUUGUCUGUUGUAUCUUCAGGCCGCUUUUGAUUUCUCGCUUGAACUUUUGAGACAGUUUUUUAAAAAAAAAGUUUAAAAAAGUUCUGUAUUUCAUUCAAACAAUCUAAAUUUUUUCGAGGCUCAUAUUACAGGAGUAUCUUUUGCUACAAGAAAGAAGCCGUUUUCUAGAAGUAAUUUUAAGAAAGUCGAUUUAGUUAUCAAAAUUUUUUAAUGAGAAAAAUGGUUAGCAUAAUAUCUUAGGCUACGCUCUCUAAAAGCUAAUAUGUGCUUUUUGAUAAUCAUCUGAGUUGUGAGUUCUCUAGGCUUCUCGCACUCCUUAACUUGAGUUGACGCGAAAGUUUCCAUGCAAGAAAAAAUGUUGACGUCGAGCAAAACACAUGAAAACUUGAGAUAGCGUGUUUCCCAAUACCACAGAAAAUAGUAAAAGGAACGGUCGUUUUUUUUCUUUGAGAGAUAUAUUUUCCACAUGCUUUUUCUCUCUACAUCCUCUCUAUCAUGUUCUCUCUCUCUCCGGCUGUUUCUGCCUAACACGGUUACUUAUUCCAGGUCCGAUGCUUAACAGCCGUCGGAUGCUCGGCGCCACGCGCGACCAUCCCUACAAGCAGUAG